Cetraspora pellucida is the source of this 351-nucleotide messenger RNA. The record is from the annotation of a GenBank genome assembly. Lineage: Eukaryota; Fungi; Glomeromycota; Glomeromycetes; Diversisporales; Gigasporaceae.
AUGCAAGACCAUCCUGAUAGGCACUAUUGCCUUGCAUUAGUUAAAAGUAUAAAGCAGUUUGCUUUUUUCUUUGCUAAGGUGAGUGUCAUCAUUUUUCAAGAUAACAAAGCAAAGAUAGAUUUGGAUAUGCCUGCAGUAGGUCAAAUGUUUAACAUGUUACAAUCGAUUAAUAAGCCUAUAAGGAUAGUAGAUUAUAAUUUUCCAGCAGAGUUUGGGCAAUUAUUAAUUCUAUCUGUAUAUCUUAUGAUCAAACCAAAUAAAACAAAUGAUGAAUUAAGAACAGAAUGUUUUAUUCAAGAUACUCAAUAUGAUGAUAUGUUAAAAACUAAUGAAGAAAUUCAAUCUGUUUAA